Messenger RNA from Stegostoma tigrinum, 5758 nucleotides. RefSeq names its product mitogen-activated protein kinase 10 (gene mapk10). Gene Ontology annotation, biological process: protein phosphorylation; JNK cascade. Bases 388 to 1779 code for a protein of 463 amino acids. The transcript has 14 exons. Gene Ontology annotation, molecular function: JUN kinase activity; ATP binding. Lineage: Eukaryota; Metazoa; Chordata; Chondrichthyes; Orectolobiformes; Stegostomatidae. Gene Ontology annotation, cellular component: cytoplasm; nucleus. The record is from RefSeq and is a predicted model, not a curated record.
UUCCCCAGGCUCUCUGUCUGUCUCAUCUGGUAGGUUCCACACUGGUACAGGCAGCAUUGACUGCACAAUGGUUUAACACGGGUGAUGGCGGUGAUUCAGCAAUCUCUCCCUCCUCUCCAGCAGCUCUCUUCUCUCUCUCCUCCUCCUCCUUUCCAGGCAUCCUCUCCGAUCCAUUGUGCAUCUUUUGUGUUUCAUUCUUCUUUUGCGAAAAGCAAAAUGGUUUGAAUCCGGAUUGCAGUGGGGGGGACUGUUACCAUACCAGGAUUCUCUUCAGUUGGCACGGCAUGUAAAUAUCCGUAACUCCUAAAGCCAUGAGAGAAACACUUUCACCGAUGUUGCAUCCUGCAUAUACAGAGGCCUCGUGGGACCCACUAACAACAAGUAUUUAUGAGCCGACAUUUCUUAUAUUACUGCAGUGAACCUAUCUUGGAUGUGAAGAUUGCGUUUUGUCAGGGAUUUGGCAAACAAGUGGAUGUUUCAUAUAUUGCUAAACACUACAACAUGAGUAAAAGCAAAGUGGACAACCAGUUCUACAGCGUAGAAGUAGGUGAUUCUACCUUCACAGUUCUUAAACGCUAUCAGAAUCUAAAGCCCAUUGGAUCUGGGGCUCAGGGAAUUGUGUGUGCUUCAUAUGAUGCUGUACUUGAUAGAAAUGUGGCCAUUAAGAAACUCAGCAGACCAUUUCAGAACCAGACGCAUGCCAAGCGGGCUUAUCGAGAGCUUGUGCUCAUGAAAUGUGUCAACCACAAAAACAUCAUCAGUUUAUUAAAUGUGUUUACACCUCAAAAAUCUCUAGAAGAAUUCCAGGAUGUGUAUUUGGUUAUGGAACUGAUGGAUGCCAACCUGUGCCAGGUAAUCCAAAUGGAACUGGAUCAUGAGCGAAUGUCCUACCUACUGUAUCAGAUGCUGUGUGGCAUCAAACACCUCCAUUCUGCUGGCAUUAUUCACAGGGAUCUAAAACCCAGCAACAUUGUGGUAAAAUCAGAUUGCACGCUGAAAAUCCUUGACUUUGGCCUGGCAAGGACUGCAGGAACAAGCUUCAUGAUGACUCCCUAUGUAGUAACCCGUUAUUAUAGAGCACCAGAAGUAAUUCUGGGGAUGGGGUACAAAGAAAAUGUGGAUAUUUGGUCUGUGGGGUGCAUUAUGGGAGAAAUGGUCCGCCACAAAAUCCUCUUUCCAGGAAGGGACUAUAUUGAUCAGUGGAAUAAGGUUAUUGAGCAGUUGGGAACACCUUCCCCAGAGUUCAUGAAGAAAUUGCAGCCCACUGUUCGUAACUAUGUGGAGAAUAGGCCCAAGUAUACGGGACACACUUUCCCCAAGCUCUUCCCAGACUGUCUCUUCCCAGCAGACUCGGAGCAUAAUAAACUAAAAGCCAGCCAAGCCAGAGAUCUUCUGUCCAAAAUGUUGGUUAUUGACCCUACCAAACGGAUAUCUGUGGAUGAAGCCUUACAGCACCCAUACAUAAAUGUCUGGUACGAUCCAGCUGAAGUUGAGGCGCCUCCUCCCCAAAUUUAUGAUAAACAGCUUGAUGAGAGAGAGCACAGUAUAGAUGAAUGGAAAGAAUUAAUCUACAAGGAGGUGAUGGAUUUUGAGGAGAAAACUAAAAACGGUGUUGUGAAGGGGCAACCUUCUCCCUCAGGUGCAGCAGUGAAUAGCAGCGAAAGUCUUCCUCCAUCCUCAUCAGUAAACGACAUCUCCUCCAUGUCAACCGAUCAGACCCUUGCUUCAGACACUGACAGCAGCCUGGAAACUUCAGCAGGACCGCUUUGUUGCAGGUGACUAACCGUCUGCCUGCGGAACCCGUACUUCUUUCGAAAGUGAUGCAAGUACUAAAUACUCAGCACAGCUCUCUGGAACCAAACUAUUUAAAAAGGAACAUGGAAGUACUGAUGCUAAAAUAUUAUGUCAAACUGCUUUGCUUAUCUCAUUCCAAUGAAACUGACAUUCAUUAAGAGUAUGCGGGUGUCAUUUCACAUGUAAAUAUGUGAUUAUAAACUGGCUCCCUGUUGUACUUGCUUUGCUAAUGCAAGGUGAGCAGGAAGGGUAUAGCAUUAUAGUUAAAACUGAAUGCACUUUUGUCUCCUUAAAGUUGAAAUAUGUGUCCCUUCUUUCACUUACUGUAUAUUUGCUGACUAUUAACACCUUGGCAAAAUAUAUUCCUACAAAUGGCCACAUGCAUAUUACCUAUCAAACGCUUCUUGAAUUUUAUGCUACAUAGUAAUAACUAUAAAUAUGACAGAAAAUGCAAUUAUUUUAUUCCUUUGAGCAAUUAAUUUCAUUGCCACUUAAAGCAUCAAAUUAAUUUCUGCAAGUCUACUUAACGGGACAUUCAGAAACUAAAACCAUUUCUGAUCAUGCAGAGGCUGUCAACUAUAAUGUUACUACUUUGUUUCGAUUAAUACUGCCUACUUGAAUGGUUAAAGGGUCUAUACUCUUGGUAACUUCCCUAGUAAAGUUGCAGUCCAAAUCUUUCAAUGCAUCUAAUGUUUUAAAAUCCUUAGUGUACAAUUUUCAUAAAAUGAUCCAACGUCUGUAGAUUGAUUUUGGGUUAAAAUAGUAAGGUGGUAGCUAUGUUCUGUUAUAUCUUUUUGUCAUUUACUCCAAACUAAAUUGGAAGCCCUUACAUAAACUCUGCAAGGAAGUACGUGUCAAACAGUAUGGCAUGGUUUUUUCCUCAGCUUUUGGAUAUGAUAUUUUGACAUUAUCACUUUAAAAAAUAAUACGUUUAAGUAAAGAAAGCAAGCUGUGUUAGGUCUAUGAUCUGAAUGGAGAGAUCCUGGAAUUCCUGCUCAUAGAAGCAUUUGUAUGCUAUGCUUGAGGUGGCAGGAACUUUUGGCCAGUAAAGUAAAAGACCUACACAUCGAAAACAACUGCACACCUUGACAUAGUUGGCUACAGUCUUUCGUUGCACUUGCCUGCAGUUGUGCAUGAUGAAACUUCCAAAUAUAUUCCUUUUAAAUGGAAAGUAAAAUAUACAUAUAGGUACUGUAGGCUAUUAUGUGAUACAUUAUGUAUGCCACUAUGGACCUGAAACAUGUCGCUGUAGUCUUAAACUCCUUUAUGCUGAACCUGCAUGGACUUGUAAUAUGUUUACUUUGUUCCCCAGCAAACAGAGUAUUUUGAAUUGUUAUAAAUUGCAUUAACUAGAAUCAAAUUUAUUAGCUGUCCAUUUGAAAUUUAAAAAAAAAGCUGUAACUGGUGGGCACAUUAGAUCAGAACAUUGAGAUCCCCAUUCAGGACAUUAGUAAUGUGAAAUAUAAAGAAAAGCAUAGGAUGUAUAACCACAGUGAGUUCAUCUUAGAUCAGAAGGUUCAAACCAAGGUUAAUAUCUGGACUGAAAUGAAACAGUAGGAAAUUAUGCAGUUCUAAUCAUAUUUGUGGAUAAGUAACUUCUGGGGUAAAAAAAUGACUGAUUCUCAAAUGCAUAUCAGAUUUGAUUGGCUGGCAGGGUAUCUAAAGUCCUUGAAACAUUUCAAUGAACUGUUAUGAAAGGGUGCUUUCAAAAUAGCAAUUAGGAUUGAGCAAAGCUUGAUUUGUUUUGAGAUUAAAAUUAUGAAUGAUUGAAAAACAUGCGUACAACAGUACAGAAGUGAAUGUAUUUCAGAGAGUACUUGUAAUGUUGACAUGAGUUCAGUAGGAGUAAUAAUUCUAACAUAAUGAGCCUCCUUAUUCUCUGACUUGUCAAAUUGAGACAAGUACUCAGUUUUCUAGAAGCUGUUUAAAUGGCAUAAAAUUCUUAUAGUGGUCAGGGCAGGUCAGAAAAAUCAAGUCUCUGAAUUUUACAUUGAAUUGUGCUGCACCCAAAACUUCUGAGAAAAUCCUGUGCUUCAGCUAAAUGUAAUUGGUUUUUCCAAAUUUCACCCGAGGUUUCCCAACUAACAUGAGACCCUAACUGGAAUGAUUACAUCAUUGAUAAUAACAUAAGUGCAUUAAGGAUUUGCAGGGAUGUUGAAAUAGACUUCUCAAAGGAAGCGUAAUGUCAUGCUGUUUUCAGUUAUAAUUUUUUGUUUCUUUUCUGCAUUUUCAGUUAAAUUUUGCUCUGCAUAUUAAUUGGUUAUGCUAAGUUAGCUAUUUUGUCCAUUCCUCAUUACUGCAACCAUUAAAAUAUCUCUAAUUAAGCUGUCAAGCUGGGAGAUAAUUUAGUGUUCUAAUAGUUUACAUUUUUUUCAGUUAAGGAAGAUAGUCAGCACUCUGAAUGCAGUAAAACGGUUAUAAGUUCCAGAGGAAAGGUUCACAAAUGGUUUCAGAGGAGGAGUAUUAUCAGUGAUGGAGAAUGAAAUUACUCGGAGGAAGGUUAUGAGAAGAAUUGACAAUGUUAGAAUGAAGAAAUCUAAAAGGAGUUAAGACUAUAGUGCAGUUGUAUGUUAGCCCUUGCAACCAACUAUAUAGUGGAAGAUUGUAUACAUGCGAAGUGAUUUAAAAGGAGGAUUUAGCUAUAUAGACUUGAGUAAGAAAACUAGCAUAUGACAGAAAACCAGUGAAUUUAUUGGGAACUGCUUUUCCCAUGAACACAAAGCUUGUCACUGCAUAAAACUCACAUUCCACCAGAAUUUACAUCUGCCAAGGAUUAACUGUUAUUUCAGCCAUUUGGAUUGUCAAAUAUUUGCAGUUACUCUAGAAGGGAGAUAUGAAUUGAGAGGACAUAAAGUCUACGGGUAGAGAAGUUCUCUUGAGUAAAGGUCAAUAGAGAUAGUACCCCAGGUGCACUUCAGAGCUAUUCCAACAGUUCAUACAUGAGCAGAAACAAAGACAUUCAAUUAAAUUUCAGGUGAUAUUUGACCACUGAGACAAGAUACAUUUCAGCAGCCCUUAGCCAGGCAGCAGCCUUUCAUCUUUUAUGAGUAUUGCCUCUUUAGGCCAUACAAACUGUGUAAAGUAAAAAUGUUUUCAAUUGCCUGGAUAAAAUAUGAUUAAAAUCUGCUACACAAAGUUUAAGAUUUGCAACAUUUGCUCCCCACACUAUAGGAAGGAUGUGCAGGCUUGGGAGAGGAUGCAAAAGGAGUUUACCAGGAUGUUGCCUGGACUGGAGUAAAUUAGCUACAAGGAGAGGUUGGAUAUACUUGGAUUAUUUUUGCAAGAGCAUCGGAGGCGGAGGAGUGACCUGACAGAAGUACAUAAAAUUAUAAGAGGCAUGGAUAGGGUGGAUAGACAGAAUCUUUUGCCCAGAGUGGACUGUAUAAUACUAGCGUGCAUAAAUUUAAGAUGAGAGGAGGAAAAUUUAUUGCAAGGAAAGUCCUUUACACAAAUGAUGGCAGCUGCCUGGAACACACUGCUGGGGGAGGUGGUGGAGGCAGAUAUGUUAGCAACGUUUAAGAGGGGUUUAGACAGACACAUGAGCAGGCAGGGAACAGAAGAAUACACACCAUGUGCAGGCAGUUGGUAUUAGUUUAGAAUGGCAUCAUGGUUGACACUGACAUCGUUGGCCAAGGGGUGUACUGUAUUGUUCUAUGUUCUAUUAUUCAGGAUCACCAACCACUUUUGCUGGACUGAUAAUCUCCAUCAUUUUCCAGCCUGCUCCCUGCCAGCUUAAAAUACUAUUACAUGUGUCAAAAAUUAUUGCUUCUGAUCAAGUUGGGAUCAAUUGUUCACUUCUGGUUAUAAUGUAAUUUGCACCUUCCCCAGUUAGAAAGUAAAGAUAGGUUUAGUUCCAGAAUUUGUCACCAUGAUAGAAGUUCAAACUUCCACCAACUGUUCAUCAGCUUUCCUGAACUUGUCCCACAAAUUCAUGUCAAUCACCAUUUUGGGAUAUAAUUUGAAU